AACACAUGUUUCAAUAGGAUCUUUUAUAUACCGUUGUGCGUAAGCUGCGUAGCCGGAUAAACGUGAUAACGUAAUUUUGUAAAUAAUGGCGAGUGGAGAAUCACUUGCAGAAGUAACAGAUGUUAUACAAAUUCUACGACAAUGGGAAGAAGAACAUAAUACACCAACCUAUGAUCCUAUACCUGUUCUUCAGAGAUUAGCAGAUAUAAUAGAACUUGAGACAGAAAAUUAUAUGAAAAUGGAUCCUGAUCCAUUUGAUGAAAGACAUCCAUCACGUACUGAUCCAGAAUGUAAUUUUGGACACAUAUUGAAAGUUUUAUUCAGAAAGGAUAAUUUUAUGACAAAGUUAAUAAAUGAUUAUUUGAGAGAUACAUACUGGUCUCGAGCAGGAAUAACUGGAAAGGAUGUUAGAAAGCUAAAUAUUGCUGCUUGUCGUUUAAUGCUAGAUAUACUCCCAGGAUUAGAAACCUCAGCAGUAUUUCAGCCAGACAUGGAAGGUCUUAUACACAGAUUAUUUUCUUGGGCAGAAAAAAGCAUUGAACCAUUGCAGAGCUAUUCAACUGGUCUUCUGGCCGCUGCUAUGGAAGUACAAGAUAUAGCUACGGGAUUUAGAGAUCAAAAUGCUAAAAUGGUACCUUUAAUGUUGCAACGAUUACAUAAGUUACAGCAGAAAGCACAUGAAGAACGUCAGCAAAAGGUAUAUGAGGAUUGUCAGAAAAAUGUUAGGCCAUUUGCUCACUUUGGGCAUGACAGGAAUGGUGUUACUGAUUGUGACGACAAAGGCAUUUCCGAAAAACGCAAAUUGCAAGAGAAAUGGCAAAAAAACGGGAUUAUGAAGAAUCAAGAUUCUCCUUCUUCUGAUGAAAAUGAUUCGACGUGCAAUUUCAAUGAUAUGCCAGCCAUUAAAAAGAAAAAUAAUUCUGGUUGUGAAACACCUGUAACGAAUAGUGAGCUAUAUCCCGAGAUUAUGUCCCCACCUUCGUCUAUACCGAAAAUCAUGAACAAUCCCAUUAAUUUACAAGUGACACCAUCUAAACAGGUGUUACAGUCUACAAGGAUUGCGAAUGUGUCGGCAUCCACUAGGUGCAAUUUUCAAAAAUCUGUUCUAUCUCAAAGUUCCAGCACACAUUUAACACUUUUAGAAGGAAAUUCAAAUUCUUCUUGGGCUGAAAUGGAAUCAUAUGUUAUUGGUAACGUACAGAUGUAUCCUCCUACUCUUGCAACUCGUCAGAUGCUGAUCUUGCGUUAUCUAACACCAAUGGGAGAGUAUCAGGAAUUCCUUGGCCAUGUAUUUGAGCAUAACGCACUAGAAUUGAUACUGAAAUAUAUAAAUGUGCGAGAAACUAAAGAUAGCAGAUUGGCUUUUGAAGCUCUCAAAUAUCUUGCAUCUCUGUUAUGCCAUAAAAAAUUUUCAAUUGAAUUUUUAAACGUUGGUGGCUUGCAAAGACUACUAGAUGUACCGAGACCGAGUGUUGCAGCAACAGGUGUGUCUAUAUGUCUUUACUAUCUCGCGUAUUGUGAAGAUGCUAUGGAACGAGUGUGUUUGUUACCAAAACACAUUAUAACUGAUCUUGUGACUUAUGCAUUAUGGUUACUGGAACGCAGUCACGAUUCCGGACGAUGUCACGCAACGAUGUUCUUUGGCUUUUCUUUUCCAUUCAAAGUUAUAUUGGAAGAAUUCGAUGCGCAGGAUGGUUUGAGAAAAUUAUUUAAUGUGAUAUCUACCUUACCAAUUCUAAAUAUCGAAGAAGAACCAACUAUAAAUGAUGAUGAAGAAUGUGCGUCAAGGCAGAUUGUACGACACGUUGCUGUUGCUUUGAAGAGAUAUAUGGAAGCCCAUUUGCAUCUAAAAGCAGAACAAUUGCAACGUGCAGAAAAUGUUAGAGUUGAACGCGAUACAUGGCAGCCUUCAUUACCACCUUACAAGGCAUGCAAACUUAGUAGCGAAGAAGUUCAGGCAAAAGUGGAAAUUCUUCAAGAAUUAAUGUCAGUCAGAGCGACAUGGCCACCAGUGGAGGAACUUCAUCGGUUAGGCGGUAUCACAUUGCUUUUGCAAAUUAUAGCUUUUGCUCGCGAAUGGAAUUACAGUGGGCGGGUACAUACUACGUCAAGUGCUGAAACGGUUAGGUCAUGUUUGGACGUAAUUGCAAUUUGUUCCAUUGUACCAAAAGUCAUGUUGUUGCUAUGUGAAAGAGUUGAUAUGCCAGACAUGUCAAUGACAAUGGCAAUUAAUCUUUUACUAGCCGCUGCUGAAUGUGAGAUUAUUGCAGAUGCGGAUGUACAAAGAGCAGCACUUAGAGCUGUAAUUAAUUGUGUGUGUGCUCCUAUAAACAGAAUCGGAGGAAAUGUAGCUAGAUAUUCUAUAACUGGAUCUGCUAAAAAAAAGACAAAUAUUCACAAUAGUGAAGAAUUGAUACAAAAAGUAUGGGAAAGUGUUAGGUCAAACAAUGGAAUAAUGGUAUUAUUGCAACUAAUGAUGGUAAAAACACCUAUUACCGAUGCCGAUAGUAUACGGGCGUUAGCAUGUCGUGCACUAGCUGGACUAGCACGUAGUGAAAAAGUUAGACAAAUUAUUAGCAAGUUACCAAUGUUCACAAAUGGACAAAUUCAGUCACUUAUGAAAGAUCCUAUAUUGCAAGAAAAACGACAAGAACAUGUUACUUUCCAAAAAUAUGCUCUUGAAUUAAUGGAAAGAGUAUCUGGUAAAGCAAAGCCAACAGGAGCAGAAUACGAAAUUUCCUUAGUUAGUUUACACAGGGCUAAUGUUGUAGCACAAACGAGAAUUCAGUAUAAUGAACAACAACUUAAUCAAUUAAUAUAUCAGCAUCUCAUGUCAAAAGGUUUAAGUGAAACGGCUAAUACAUUACAUAAAGAGGCAAAUUUGGAAUCAUCUACAAUUGUAAGAGCUGCAACAACAUAUCAACCUUUUACAUACAGGAACCCUUCAAAUGUAACUCCAAGGAAUAGUUUUUCUCCAGGUGCCCCUGUUAAUUUAUAUAAUACUAGUAGAUGUACACAAAGAGAAAAUAAUUGUAGAAAUAAUACUACUCCCACGUCGUCAUCUCGAUUUAUAUCCCAUACGGGUGCUUGCACUGGUUCACCAUCUAUAACUAAUAAUGUUCGAUUAAAACUUGCUGAUUGCCUGAAUCAAAAUGUUAUUUCAAAUAAUGCAAAUCAACCAAUUAAACUACAAAUUAAUCAGAAGAAAUCAAUGUCAUCCGAAAGACAACCUUUAGUUAUUCCAACAAAUCAUCAAUCAACAAUGCAGUCUCAACCAACCAAUUGUAGAUCUUUACAAAAACAGAUUUUUAGAGAUCCUGGAAGUGGCGGAGGACCUGGUAUAGCCACCUCUAGUGUAUCUGUUACUCUUGAUUCUAUUAUUACAGAAUAUUUAACUAAUCAACAUGCUCUUUGUAAAAAUCCUAUGGUAACAUGUCCACAAUUUAAUCUUUUUGAACCACACAAAUGCCCAGAUCCAUGUACAAAAAAUUCUUCACCUACAAAUGUAACAGUAAGAUUAGCAAGGCGAGCAUUAGGAAUGGAUGGUAGAAGAUUAGAUAGAAGACAUAUUUAUAGUCGCUUUUGUCCUGUAAAAACUUUUCGGCCUACUGAUGUAGGAGGAAUAUUCACUUGUUGUACUUUCUCGCCUUGCACACAAUAUCUCAUUUUGGGUACUCAUGCUGGAGACAUCAAAAUGUUCAAUAUCCAUACAGGAAUGGAAGAAGCAACUUACCAAUGUCAUGAAUCAUAUGUAUAUCAUAUGGAAUGUAAUCAACGUGGUAAUCUUUUAUUGACUUCCACUGCUUGGAGAAGUCCUAUGUCAGCACUCUGGGAUAUAGGAGCGUUUUUUGAAAUGAAGUUGCCUUUAGAAAAUGAAGAUUAUGUUGAAUUUGGCAAGUUACAAGAUAGAAUAAUUGGUACCCAAGGAGAAAGCGCGACGAUAUACGAUAUAGGAACUGGAAAAUUAUUAACAACCUUGACGCCAUCUAUUUCAAAUCAAUAUACUAAAAAUCGUGCAACUUUUAGUAUGAAUGAUGAAUUAGUACUUAGCGACGGCAUAUUAUGGGAUGUUAAUUCAGGCAAAGAAAUUCAUAAGUUCGACAAAUUAAAUCAAACGUUAAAUGGAGUUUUUCAUCCAAAUGGAACUGAAGUUGUAUCUAAUACUGAAGUAUGGGAUUUGAGAACAUUUCAUUUACUUAAGACAGUUCCUACUCUCGAUGAAAUGGAAGUGAUCUUCUCACCAGUUAAUAAUAUUAUAUAUGCAGUGUCGUUAGAUCAAGAAAGCGAAAACGAUUCUCAUUAUGUAACUUCCUUUAAGACCUUGGAUGCUUUAGAUUAUAGUAAUAUCGCGACAUGUGAUGUAAAAAGAGGAAUUUAUGGUCUUGCCUGCAAUAAAUUUGACACUCAAAUUGCCAUAGUGGAAAAUAUGGGUGAAUUUUCAAGCAUACAAGAAUCAUGUGUUAGAUUGUACGAUGUUGGAAGACGAAGAGAUGAUGAGGAUGAAGCUGAUGAAGAUGAUGAAGAAGAUGAUCUUGAUGCUAGUGACGACGAUGGUUCAAAUUCUGCAUCUGAUGAUAAUAAUGCAGAUGAUGGUAAUAAUGCAGAUGCUGGUGCAGAAGAUAAUGGUGAUGAUAACGAUCAGAAUGAUAGGGGAAAUGAUGAUGACGAUGAUGAUGACGAUGAUGAAGAUGAUGAUGAUGACGGUGAUGAUGAAGAUGGAGGAGAUGAAGACAAUUCUGAUGAUGAUAGUAUGGAUUACAAUCCUAGUGUUGAUAUCCAUAAUUUAUCUGAUGAUUUCUCUUCGGAUAUAGAUGAUUUGGAGAUAAUCACUUUCCGCUAACAUCAUUGAAAA
Pogonomyrmex barbatus (red harvester ant) is the source of this 4852-nucleotide messenger RNA. RefSeq names its product LisH and WD40 domain-containing protein mahjong (gene mahj). Lineage: Eukaryota; Metazoa; Arthropoda; Insecta; Hymenoptera; Formicidae. The record is from RefSeq and is a predicted model, not a curated record. Gene Ontology annotation, cellular component: Cul4-RING E3 ubiquitin ligase complex; nucleus. Gene Ontology annotation, molecular function: protein binding. Gene Ontology annotation, biological process: protein ubiquitination.